Molecule: messenger RNA, 264 nt
Organism: Anisakis simplex (herring worm)
Lineage: Eukaryota; Metazoa; Nematoda; Chromadorea; Rhabditida; Anisakidae
Source: the annotation of a GenBank genome assembly
AUGGAAGCAUGCAAUGGAACAAUGCCACUAUUCGCUGUUCAUUCGACAACCAACAGCAAGUCAACAAAUGAUCCAAAAUUGAAGAGGGGACCACUGGAUCUGAAAGUGAAAUUCUUUCCUUUUGGAGAAGCUGUGCAAACUGAUUUAACGAAACUGAUUUAUCUCAUCGCUGAGAUGCACAUAUCGAAAAAAAUGCUAAUGAAAAUAUUCCAGCAACUGAAAGCUUCCGGUAGAGAAGAGAAGGCUUCGUCGAAAGGAUUCUAA